This is a messenger RNA of Diabrotica balteata, 2528 nucleotides long. NCBI's taxonomy places the organism in Eukaryota, Metazoa, Arthropoda, Insecta, Coleoptera, Chrysomelidae. The record is from the annotation of a GenBank genome assembly.
AGGUAAUGUAACCUGCUCAAAAGAUCAAUUUAAAUGUAAUAGUGGCAAAUGUAUACCGUCUAUAUGGCAAUGUGAUAACGAAAAGGACUGUAACGAUGGAAGUGAUGAAGAUGAACAAAUAUGUCAAAAAAAAGUAUGCAACUUAGACGAAUUUACCUGUAGAUCUGUUCCUGGAGAAUGUGUUCCUUUAACUUGGAUGUGUGAUGAUAAUCCAGAUUGUUCCGAUGGAAGCGACGAGAAGUCUUGUAAUGAAACGUGCCGAUCAGACGAGUUCACCUGCAAAAAUGGAAAAUGUAUACAGAAACGAUGGGUUUGUGAUUUAGACAAUGAUUGUGGUGAUAAUUCAGACGAAAUGAAUUGUCCAAAUAUAACCUGUGCUUCUGAAUUUCAAUGCUCACAAAAAUAUUGUAUUGCCGCGAAAUGGCGAUGCGAUGGGGAAUACGAUUGUCCUGACGGAAAAGAUGAAUUGGGAUGCCCUAAACAAUCUAGUAAAAUAUCGUUCUGCCUGCCGGAAGAAGCUGAAUGUCAAGAUAAGUUCACAUGCAUUCACAAAGACUGGUUGUGUGAUGGUACAAAAGAUUGCCCGGAUGGUUCUGAUGAAGCUGCGGAUAACUGCUUAAACGUCACAUGUAGGGUAGACCAAUUUAAAUGCAAAGACAGGUCGUGUAUCUUCGGGCAUCUCCACUGUGAUGGAAACAAAAAUUGUCCAGAUGGCAGUGACGAAGAAAAUUGUGACUUGCCAGCUCCAAAAUGUGAUCCAAAAACUCACUUCGACUGUGGUGGAGGGCAGUGCAUUCGAUUUUCCCAAGUUUGUGAUGGCCGCCAAGAUUGUCCCAACUGGGAAGAUGAACCAAAAGACCGAUGUGGUGUCAACGAGUGCAAUGUAGAUAACGGCGGCUGCUAUCAAAAAUGUGUCGACACCCCAGCAUCGUUUUACUGUGAUUGUGAAGUUGGAUAUAAACUUGUAGAUAACAAAACGUGCAAAGAUAUUAAUGAAUGUGAGAUACCAGGUACCUGCUCCCAGUUGUGUAUAAACGACAAGGGUGGAUUUAAGUGUGAAUGUGAAAGUGGUUACAUGAGGAGAUCCAAGAGACUUAACAAAGUGCAAAGCAAUAGAAGGCCACGCAUCUCUUUUGUUUGCCCGAAGGAGGGAUAUUCGUAAGAUCUCUUUAGAUCAUCAUGAGAUGACCAGUAUAGUAAAUGAAACUAACUCAGCGACUGCUUUAGAUUUUGUAUUUAGAACGGGUAUGAUAUUUUGGAGUGACAUUACUGAUAAGAAAAUAUACAAAGCUCCUAUAGAUGAAGGCAACGAAAAAACGACUGUAAUAACCAACGACAUAACAACAUCUGAUGGAUUGGCUGUGGACUGGAUCUACAAUCAUAUCUAUUGGACAGAUUCCGGUAAAAAUACCAUAGAGCUUGCUAAUUUUGAUGGCAAGAUGAGGAAAACUUUAAUAAAAGAUGGACUAGAAGAGCCAAGAGCUAUAGCGUUAAAUCCCAUGGAAGGAUGGAUCUUCUGGACAGACUGGGGUUCUAUUCCUAAAAUAGAACGCGCUGGUAUGGACGGUUCUCACAGACAAACUAUUGUAAGUUUCGACGUCAAAUGGCCAAACGGCUUAACACUUGAUUUAGUGAAACGGAAAGUCUAUUGGGUAGAUGCUAAAUUGAAUUCUAUAUCCUCUUGCGAUUACAACGGGCGAAAUAGAAGACUUAUUUUAUUUUCGACUGAUGCAUUGAAGCACCCAUUUUCUAUAACAUCAUUCGAAGACUGGGUUUAUUGGACUGAUUGGGAUAAAGCAGCUGUUUUUAAAGCUAAUAAAUUCACUGGUAAAGAAGUACAGCCAGUUACUGCUACAGAAAUGAUUCAAAACCCGAUGGUGAUUCACGUUUACCAUCCAUACAGACAACCGGACGGUGAAAACCAUUGCCAGGCUGUCAAUGGCCAUUGUUCCCAUCUGUGCCUACCAGCUCCACAAAUCAACCCAAUGUCUCCGAAAAUUUCGUGUGCCUGCCCUGAUUCCCUGAGAAUGUUAGACGACGGCCUGACAUGCGUCCAGGAUGAAAACAUUACUGCAUCUACCUCGAAUUCCGUGAUAAAUCCUGAAAUAACCACCAUAUCUGUAGAAUUUAUACCAGACAACUUUACAACUACCUCUUAUUCUGUGAGCAUUCCCGAAUUAACAUCAAAACCUGUAGUAGUGGUUCCUAAGAGUACAUCAAACAAGUCUCAUCCUAAUACGCCGCAAACUGAAAGUACCGACAAUGGUGUUAUUGCUGGCAUUACCAUCAUGAUAUCGUGUAUAUCGGUCUCAGUUGUGGGAGGGGUGAUAUACUUCCUCUACAAGCAUCUGAUGCAUCGCAAUAUGGCAUCAAUGAACUUCGAUAACCCAGUGUACCGGAAAACCACCGAAGACCAGUUCUCCUUAGAAAAAAAUCAAUUUCAGCGUCAGACGCGACCAUACUUAAGUACUGUGGGAGAAGAGGCGCAAGAACCUCUAACAAAAAUUUAUCGAACUGAUCCAGUUUAA